CUGAACCGCAUCCUGCAGCUGUUCCUGCAGCACAGCUUCAUAAGAGUCCGGGUGCCGAACCUGCAGUCCAGACCUUUGACCUCUGAACCCAAAACAGGACAAAGCCCCAGGACUGCUGAGCAGCUGGAAUCCUCUACCACACAGAACAGGACCACAUUCCCAAAGUCCAGCAGUCUCCUCACUUCCAGAUGUUUACGGCCUGAUGUUAAAGCAGAGGAUGCUGCACAGCUGGAAACCCUGUAACAGCUUCACACUUCAUUGUUGCGCAGCUGAAGCCGCAAUAAAUCACGCAGAGUGGAGCUGCCUCUGUGGGCGUUUCUUCUUCUUCUCACUAUUAAACUGCAGACUGAGGGGGGGACCCUGUGAGACCGCCUCCGACCCUCCGCCGGACACUGCGCCCUCUGACCGCUGUGGAUCUGGACCGAGCCGGACUGAGCCGAACCGUCCUGUUUUCCCGUUGUGACCUCGUCACCAUGAGUCUGAGUGCUAACGAGCUCUCUGAGCUCAUUGAGCUGUGGGAGGAGCUUAACCUGACCGCCGCUGACAACCUGUCCCAUGUGGAAGCGCUGCGGUGUUCAGGUGCUGUCAGCCACACCGCCCUCCUCCACACUCUCUCCAUCCUCUACAUCUUCAUCUUCCUGGUGGGCCUCGCCGCCAACACCCUGGUGGUCUGGGUCAACCUGCGAUCUGACAGGAACCGCUACGAGAUACACCUGUACAUCCUGAACCUGGCCGUGGCCGACCUAUGCGUCGUGGCCACGCUACCGAUCUGGGUGGCCUCGCUGCUUAAAGGCGGCCGCUGGCCAUUUGGAGAAUCAGUCUGUAAACUUACCCACCUGGUCUUCAGCGUCAACCUCUUCAGCAGCAUCUUCUUCCUUGCCUGCAUGAGUGUUGACCGCUACCUGUCUGUCACGGUGUUCGCCGAUGCCCCCGACAGCCGCAGGAAGAAGAUGGUGCGUCGGUUGACCUGUAUUCUAGUUUGGGUGAUGGCGCUGGUGGCGUCCAUCCCCGACACCUACUUCCUGCAGGUGGUGAAGUCAGCACACUACGAUGGCACCAUCUGCCGGCCGGUGUACCCAUCCAGCAACCCCAAGGAAUGGAUGGUGGGCAUCCAGCUGAGCUUCUCUGUGCUCGGCUUCGCCAUCCCCUUCCCUGUCAUCGCCAUCUUCUACCUGCUCCUGGCAGCGGCCAUCCCUCCCACCCCAGACCAGGAGCGGCGCGUCAGCCGGCGGAUCAUCCUCACCUACAUCGUGGUCUUUCUGGUGUGCUGGCUGCCUUUCCACGCCGUCCUCCUGUUGGACACUCUGUCUCUGCUAAAUGUCCUGCCCUUCAGCUGCUGGCUGGAGAACUUCCUGGACAUAUCGCUGCACCUGACGCAGUGCUUCUCGCUGGUUCACUGCUGCAUCAACCCCAUCCUCUACAACUUCCUGAACAGGAACUACCGCUAUGACCUCAUGAAAGCCUUCAUCUUCAAAUACUCCACCAAGACUGGGCUCACUAGGCUCAUGGAUGCCUCACAUGUCUCAGAGACCGAGUACUCUGCUAUGACGAUGGACAGCAACAUCCCGAUGUAAACUUCAAAAGGACAUUUAAACAUUUGUAAAUAUCUUCUACCUGUUGCUGUUAGUGGCAGGUCUUUAGGCUUUUAAGGACUUGGAAAAGACAUUUCAGGAAACUGUCCCAACAACCUUUUUUGGAGUAACCCUGCGGUACCUUUUGGACUUUCUAAUAUGUGCAAACCAUUAUGUGUAUUUACCUAGAACUCAUAAGACUCAAAAACACCUUUUUGAGACAUUCUAAAAUCUCUGACAUCAUCUUCUUACUGGUGGUGAUGAUUCCAGCUAAUGUGGACCAGAACUAGAAGAUCAGCCCCAAGAUUAUCCUCAGCUUUGUCCUGGUGUUUCAGGCAUGCUGAGGACUUAGAUCUUUGAGGACUUACAGGUUCUGCAUACUUUGAGUUUUGGGAAUUCUUCUUAUGACAGAACGACCACCCAAAGUGGGAUGAAUUGAGUCAUGUGUAAUCGAUCAGCCACUGACAGAAAGACGAUCUGACUAUCAGCUAAUCAUCAGAAAGACUUCUUCAGGCUCUGCUGUUUAUCUCACCUGACUGAGAUGUUACAGGUGAACUUUACCUGUUUCUGACACUACUGUACAGACACUACAUGUUUAAAUACUCCACUAUGUUAUACUGUUAAAAUUAUAUUGUCUUACAUUUAUUAUAGUUGUAUUAUGUAGAAAAUGAACAAAUGAUCAGACAUCAGCAGAUCAGUUUUAAAGGUUAGGACAGCUUCUUGAGCCUGAAUCAGAUCUUUCAGCACCAAACUAGACAGAGUGUCCACAAACUUUGGGUCACGUUUGGCCUGACAGUCAGAGCUGAGGGCUGAAACUCACCCAGAGGGCAAAUUGAGGGGCCUGAAACCCAGUGACCCUGGAUUUGAAAUUAAUCAGGGCUGUAAAGAUGAUGGAGGGAAACAUUUCUGGCCUUCAGAGAUGCCUCUGCGGUCUGUGGAUGUGUUUCUGUUCAACAGGCUGGAAGCUGUUAAAGGGGAAAUCUGUGUUUAAAGCAGCUAAUGAUGCACAAACAUCACAUCAGGAACAAAGUAUGAAGAAACAUUUUCUGUCUUUGGCAGAAAUUCGUGUUUUCUUUCACAUUUGUGCCAAAAAAAAAAGGAAACUUAAUUUUUAAACAGAAACAGAAAGCAUAUCAGCACAUCUGCAAUCUCCCUGCUGUCAGUCAGAAGGUCAGGCCCUCUUGUUUAAUGUCUACAUUGUAGCUCCUGCACCAGAAUAAAUCUGAGGUUUGGUCAGACCAGAGACUUUUAGCUCGAGUUUCCUCUGAUCUGAUCUCUUGCUUGUUUCUUGUUACUGUGUGAGCU
Molecule: messenger RNA, 2876 nt
Organism: Archocentrus centrarchus (flier cichlid)
Lineage: Eukaryota; Metazoa; Chordata; Actinopteri; Cichliformes; Cichlidae
Product: atypical chemokine receptor 3-like
Exons: 3
Coding region: 474-1574 (366 amino acids)
Biological process (GO): G protein-coupled receptor signaling pathway; vasculogenesis; angiogenesis
Cellular component (GO): membrane
Molecular function (GO): chemokine binding; G protein-coupled receptor activity; coreceptor activity
Source: RefSeq, a predicted model, not a curated record